Messenger RNA from Gracilinanus agilis (Agile Gracile Mouse Opossum), 777 nucleotides. RefSeq names its product prodynorphin (gene PDYN). Lineage: Eukaryota; Metazoa; Chordata; Mammalia; Didelphimorphia; Didelphidae. Gene Ontology annotation, cellular component: neuronal cell body; axon terminus; plasma membrane. Gene Ontology annotation, biological process: chemical synaptic transmission; neuropeptide signaling pathway; sensory perception. The transcript has 2 exons. Gene Ontology annotation, molecular function: opioid receptor binding. Bases 1 to 777 code for a protein of 258 amino acids. The record is from RefSeq and is a predicted model, not a curated record.
AUGAAGUGGCACAUCUUGAUUCUGCUCCUUUGCCUCAGCACAUUCCCCUCGGUUUCUGCAGACUGCCCAGCUCAAUGCUCCAUGUGUGCUGUGCAAACUCAAGAUCUGGACAAGCCCAUCAACCCACUGACGUGUUUCCUGGAGUGUCAGACCAUCCUGACGACUACCACGGAAUGGGACAAGUGUAAGAGCUUUCUGUCACUAUUCACUCCUUUCAUGCUGGGCCUCCAUGGGAAAGGAGAAGUAGGAGACGUGUCGAUGGCCUCCCAAGAGCUGUAUGAGGAACAGGCUAAGCCCUACCCCGGGUUCACCAAGAAUAUGGAGAAGUUCGCCAGUGCCCUGAUGCAGGAGAACGCCCUCGGCAGAGACCCGAGCCACAAGUACGGAGAACUCGUCCCCAAGCUCGGUGAACGGGCCGUAUCGGAGAUGACAGAAGAUGAGCAGCAGUACCACAGAGCCCUGGAGGCGGGGGAGCUGGGCUACCCGGGCGAGGACGCGGCUGCCGCAUCCCUAGGAACCCGCAAGGAGGAGAUGAAACGCUACGGAGGCUUCCUGCGCAAGUAUCCCAAGAGGAGCUUCGAGGUGGCGGGGGCCGGAGAUGGCCAGGAGCAGGAAGACUUGCACAAGCGCUACGGAGGCUUCAUGCGAAGGAUUCGCCCCAAGCUCAAGUGGGACAAUCAGAAGAGGUACGGAGGCUUCCUUCGCCGGCAGUUCAAAGUGGUCACGCGAUCUGAGGAAGACCCCAAUGCCUACUCAGGAGAAGUCGCCGGCCUUUAG